This is a messenger RNA of Amoebophrya sp. A120, 1345 nucleotides long. NCBI's taxonomy places the organism in Eukaryota, Dinophyceae, Syndiniales, Amoebophryaceae. The record is from the annotation of a GenBank genome assembly.
AUGCUGGAACAAGCAGGGAACAAAAUAACUACCGACGGCAGCAAGGAUAAGGAUCAACAUCAAGGUCUUCUGCGGGAAGAUGAAAAUGAAAAUGAAGACGGCUACGGGGCGAGCCUGCCAAGUGACUAUCUGGAGGGCAGACCGUGUUCGCUCGAGCAGAAAAAAAGUGCACACAGCAACACCGGACGAGUUCUUGGCGUCGAAGCAGCUGCUUGUUCCGCCACAUCGUCCUCUGCCCUAGAACCACCUCUUCCAGACUCCUCGUUAACAACACCCCAACAUGACGUCGGUGAAAUCGAAAACUCGCAGCACGCGCGAACCAGAACGAACCUGCAAUCCCUGAAUAAUUCCACGAUCGACUUUGACAAGGACACUCUCCCGCACCCGCUCCUGCUUGCCAUCGCCCCGCGGGUGAAACGCGUGUUGCGCAAAGCCGUGGCGCAGGACUUGGCCCUGUUUUGCAACGCAUACGCCAAAUUGCAAAUCCGCUGCCUGUACGUAGUGCAGAAGUGAUAUCGCACUACUAGGUAGUGAAAAAGAAAACUCGAACUGCAUGAUUUACAAACUUGCGCAGCAGCAUAUAAUGAUAAAUGUAAAUCAAAUUUGUCUUGCCGAUUUACAUUUAGUGUGGAAAGGCAAAGGAGCUUUUCUGUCAUAAUGCUUAACGACCGCAAGUAGUACGAGUGCGACACUUUUGCAUAGGAUAGCCUGCCGGUCUUUAAGUGGUUGUCAGCGGAGAUCCCGCACAAACUGACGUUUUUUGAUAUGGCGUCCUCAAAUGUUACACUCAGUCACUGCUGUUACAUGAAGUUGGAAAAAUGCAAGAACUGAUUCCUGUGGUAUAAAAUGAAAGCGGGGCGCCGGCGCUUGCGCGUCAUGCUCCACAGAUGAUUUGGCAAGGAUUUCAAUGCUUGCUGGCGCAUGAGAAACUUUUCAUGCGAAGUGGAAGCAAGUUGUAGCUGGAUCGAUCGUGUGAAGAGUCGCCUUAGUUGUAAUUUUGCAUGACAAAUUCAAAUCACGUGUCUUAUCAGCGACUAAGUGAUGUAGCGUUCUUUGAAAGUGCCAUAUUUGAACCGCAACACCUCGCCAUGGUUGCGUCGGCCUUCGCGAACUUGCAGAUCCCCGAUAGACUGUUGAUGGGCGAGAUUCGGACGGAGAUCCUGCAACGCCGGCCCGAAGAUUUCGAGAUGUCGCAGAUCGUCAUUCUGGCGAGUGCGUAUGCGAAGGUGAAAGGGAAUUUCUACGCGCAGAAAGAAAUCAUGCUGAUGCGGACGAGAAAUAGUUUGUUAAGGUUGAACAAACUAGGUAGUGUUGGACGGCAUAAUUCCCAGGGACUGGGACACGG